This is a messenger RNA of Ostreococcus tauri, 1383 nucleotides long. Its product is annotated as P-loop containing nucleoside triphosphate hydrolase. The record is from RefSeq and is a predicted model, not a curated record. Bases 1 to 1383 code for a protein of 460 amino acids. Lineage: Eukaryota; Viridiplantae; Chlorophyta; Mamiellophyceae; Mamiellales; Bathycoccaceae. The transcript has a single exon. Gene Ontology annotation, molecular function: GTPase activity; GTP binding.
AUGCUCGCGCGCACGUCGACGCGCGCGUCCACGGCACGGGCGCGCGCGCGAUCGUCGCGAUCGUCGAAUGCGGGCGCGCGGGCGCCGGGCGAGCGAGCGGCGCGACGCCAUCGCGCGCGGACGCGCGCGUCGAACGACCCGGCGGCGACGACGGCGACGGCGCGCGAGCGCGCGCGGUGUUACGGAUGCGGCGUCGGCGUGCAGACGCGAUCGAACGACGUCGCGGGGUACGUCGAUGUCGCGACGUACGAGCGAAAGGCGACGCACGGACAGUGGGACAUGAUGCUGUGCGCGCGGUGCGCGAAGCUGAGCAACGGCGCGUACGUGAACGCGGUGGAGGGCCAGGGGGGGGUGAAGGCGUCGCCGGGGUUGAUCACGCCGAAAGAGCUGCGGGAUCAGUUGAAACCGAUCCGGGAGAAGAAGGCGCUGGUGGUGAAAGUCGUGGACGCGACGGAUUUCCACGGGAGUUUUUUGAAAAAGGUGAGAGACGUCGUCGGCGGGAACCCGAUUGUGUUGGUGGUGACGAAGAUUGAUUUAUUGGGGAAUGCGGUCGAUCACGACGCGUUGGAGCGGUGGGUGGCGAAAGAGGCGGAGACGAGGAGGCUCACGCUGGCGGGAAUCGCGCUCGUGAGCUCGAGAAGGGGUUCGGGAAUGCGAGAGGCGGUGCUGCAGAUGAUGCGCGAACGCAACGGUCGGGACGUCUACGUCAUCGGCGCCGCGAACGUUGGGAAAAGCUCGUUCAUCAGGGCCGCGAUGGAAGAAUUGCGUUCGGCUGGAAACUACUUUGCGCCGACGAAACGAUUACCAGUGGCGAGCGCGAUGCCGGGGACGACUCUCGGGGUGAUACCUCUGAAGGCGUUCGAGGGAAAGGGCGUCUUGUUCGACACUCCGGGGGUUUUCUUGCAUCACAGAUUGAACUCUUUGCUCAGCGCAGAGGAUUUAUCGGAGAUGAAACUAGGCUCAUCGCUUAAGAAGUUCGUCCCACCCACACCCGAGUGCGCCGAACCGCCGGGUUUCGCCUCGUUCAAGGGAUACUCGCUGUAUUGGGGAUCGUUUGUGCGCGUCGACGUUUUAGAGUGUCCUCCGAACGUGACGUUCGGCUUCUUCGGACCCAAAUCAACGCGCGUGAGCCUUAUGAAAACGGCAGACGUGCCUGAAACGAUUUCGGGGCAGGAAGAGGCGGCUUUGAGAUUGGUGCAAGAGAUUGACUUCUUACCGCCGAUGCACGUGGACGGUCCGCUCGUCGACCUCUCGGUGUCCGGACUUGGAGGUUGGAUUCGCGUCGAGAAGACUUCGGGCAGAGGAGACGGGCCAAUAAGAGCUCAUAUAUACGGCAUUCGUGGUUUAGAAGUGUUCGCUCGCGAUGUCAUGCCGACGGCUUAG